CUUCAUUUGCUGUACGAUAAGGACGAAGAAGAUGAAAAAGACAAGGUAGUAGAGAAGUCAAAGCAGGACAGCAAUGACGAGACCAAUAAGGUGACGUUACGUGACUAUCCCAUCAGUAUGCUGGAAGAUAUUGGAAUGUUUUCAGUAUUUUCCGAUGACACAUCGACAAAAGGCCCAUCAUUAAAACUAUCAAGAGACCCUGCACGUAUGUUCAGAGGUCAGCUACAUCAGACAGAAUUAAAGACUAAUCAAGCAUACGGAGGAUUUGAUGUUCCAAAGUCCCUAGCCCAUUAUGGCAAAUUCAAGGGUAAAAUACCAGAGGUCAGAGCAACAGUCGAUGGCGCAUUAAGAGACUAUGGUAAUGAAAGAGUCAAAAUGUGGAAUUUGAACAUCAGAAAUGAUGAAAGAUAUGCUCAUUUCAACCAAAUGAGAUCUCAAAGGUAA
Molecule: messenger RNA, 444 nt
Organism: Mytilus trossulus (common blue mussel)
Lineage: Eukaryota; Metazoa; Mollusca; Bivalvia; Mytilida; Mytilidae
Exons: 3
Coding region: 118-444 (108 amino acids)
Source: RefSeq, a predicted model, not a curated record